This is a messenger RNA of Grammomys surdaster, 12979 nucleotides long. RefSeq names its product centrosomal protein 350 (gene Cep350). Gene Ontology annotation, biological process: microtubule anchoring. Gene Ontology annotation, molecular function: microtubule binding. The transcript has 38 exons. The coding region runs from base 87 to 9377 and encodes 3096 amino acids. Lineage: Eukaryota; Metazoa; Chordata; Mammalia; Rodentia; Muridae. The record is from RefSeq and is a predicted model, not a curated record. Gene Ontology annotation, cellular component: centrosome.
CGGCGUCCCUGCACCCUCCGCCAGGCCCCGCGGGAUGCACCGUGGGAGCCGAGGGCGGAGGCGACACUCUCAGGUAAAUUGGCAAGAUGAGGAGCAGCAAGUCAAAAGAGGUGCCUUUACCAAAUCCAAGGAACUCUCAAAGCAAGGAGACUGUUCAAGUAGAUGUAACCACAUCAUGGGAUGCACUUUCUCAGACCAAGGCUGCUCUGAGACACAUUGAGAACAAAUUAGAAGUAACCCCUACAUGUACAGCUGUGGUCGAUUCUGUGAUGGAUACUAAGAAGUCUGCAAGUGCUACCCGAAAAAUAAGUAGGAAAGAUGGUAGAUGUCUAGAUGAUUCUUGGGUCAGUGCUCCAACUUCCAAACUUUCUAAACCACGGAAAGAAAAAUCUCGUAGUCCUCUCAGGGCUACGACCUUGGAAAGUAAUGUUAAGAAAAACAAUCGUGUGGAGUUCCGAGAACCUUUGGUUUCUUACAGGGAAACUCACGGCACACCUUUCAGCUUAAGUCCCAGUCAUCUGGAGUCAAAGCAUGUCUAUUGUAUUCAUGAGGAAAAGCCCGAGACUGGGAAGCAAAUGGUAGUCAGUCAGGAAGACUGGAAUAUCCAUUGCUGUGAUUUUGAGAGUGUUCAACCCUCUGUCAUCAGUGAUACAGUUGUUAGAUUUUUAAAUGAUGGACCAGCAAUUGAUGCAUUGCACAGUUCUGAAUGUUUAAUGAAAAUGGGAGUACAUGUAAGAACUGAGGAAGAAAUGCCUAACAGAACAAAAGGAAGUGAGAACAAUUCAAAGCCUUCUCUUGGUAUGGAACAUGAUGUUGAUCCAAAAGUGUUGCUGCUGUCUGACUCUUCUCCAUCCUCUACUAGUGCCUGUAAUUCCCAAAGAUUAGAUAUUUCGAAGCGGCAACAGCAUGAUGUUAAACUGGAAAAACUUAAAGAGCGGAUUAGGAAACAGUGGGAACACUCAGAAGAAAUAAAUGGCCAGGCCCAGACUCUAGGUCAUAUUGACCAUCCAGUAAUGGUUGUUAAUGUUGACAACUCCGUGACAACAAAAGUCAGGAAAGUGGCAACAGCACCACCUGCUCCAGCAUACAAAGGUUUCAACCCCUCAGAGACCAAGAUUCGCACUCCUGAUGGAAAAGUGUGGCCGGAGGCGGAAUUUCUGAGCAGAGAGCUGUACCGAGACUUAGCACUUCAGUUCACAGAUGAUACCUCUGUAAAAGAGAAGCCUGUUGAAAAAAGUAAAGAGAAGAAAGUGGUUAAACCAGUACGAAAAAUUCAAAAAGCGACACAGUUGUCAAAUCCAGAAUGCAAAACAGGUAGUAGUCGUUUGAUAAGUACAUCUUCUUGGCGAGAUGGACAAAAAUUAGUAAAGAAGAUUCUGGGACCUGCACCCAAGAUGGAGCAGAAACAGCGAAGACCCACAUCGAGUGACAGAAGUGGAAGAGAAAGACUGGCUAAAUUUGGGGGCCAUAUUGGAAGAGCAGAAUCAGACCCCAAGUUGGAUGUUUCACAUAAACAGCUUCCACGAAGCUCAGAGCGUUCAAGAAGCAGAGCUUGGUCUGAAAAUACGAUAGUGAAAUCAGCUCUGUCCCUUCCAGACAAUAAGCAGGAGGAAAAUGCUGCCUUAAACAAGGAUUUUCUGCCUGUUGAAAUUCGUGGGAUUCUUGAUGACUUACAGCUAGAUUCUUCGGCUCAAACUGUGAGGCAAGAGGUUGGAGAAGUACAGAAUCAGAAGUCAUCGGCCCCUGUACAAGCUUCCAGGAGUCACAGCCCUGUGAAAAGAAAGCCUGACAAAAUAACAGCGAGUGAGGAUCCACCUGUGAUUUCCAAGAAGCGCCACUAUGACACAGAUGAGGUGCGACAGUACAUUGUUAGACAGCAGGAGGAGAGGAGGAGGAGGCAACAUGAAGAGAAGAAGGCUCAGAAGGAGGCUACGGAGCAGAAGAACAAACGAUUACAGGAGCUCUACCGGAGACAGAGAGAAGCCUUCUCUAAAGCAAAACCUGUGCCUCCUUCUGAUCCAUCGGCCUCUAGACGGCUACAGGAAACUUACUCCAAAUUGCUACUGGAAAAGACUUUGCUUGAAGAGCCAGCCCGUCAGCAUGUUACACAGGAAACACAGACCAGACCUGGGUAUCAACCAUCUGGAGAAUCUGAUAAAGAAAACAAAAUACAGGAACGUCCCCCAAGUGCGUCUUCCAGUAGUGACCUGUCCCUGUCAGAACCUCCACAACCUCUUGCAAGAAGAGACUUGAUGGAGCCGACAUGGAUGCAGCCUGACAGGUUGAGCCCUAGAGGUCAUAGUUCUCAAGCACAGCCCCUGGUUGGAACGGCUGAAAAUUUACUCUCUCAUCUCUUGCAUCUUGAGCACGUAGGAAUUUUGCACAAGGACUAUGAAUCUGUUUUACCAGCCAAGAAGAGUCAUAAUAAGGCUUCAGGACCGUUAACUUUCACACCUCAACCAUAUCUGACCUCACAAGCUCCUCAUCCAGAUGCCUUGUUAAAACCUAGUACCAGCCAAUAUAAGAGUAAACUGGAUCGUAUUGAAGCCCUGAAAGCAACAGCUGCUUCUCUGUCCAGUAGAAUUGAAAGUGAAGCUAAGAAACUAGCUGGGGCCAGCAUUAACUAUGGGUCAGUGUGGAACACUGAGUGUGAUGUGAAGGUAGCACCUCAAGAGAAUGGACCUUGGACUAAAGCUAUCAGUCCACCUGUGAAAGAGGACAUUGAAGAUGCGUUCUCCGCCCGGAUUCAGAAGAUGCUGGGAACCUGUGUAUCUCAUGCAACUUUUGAUGAUGAGCUUCCUGGUGUAGGCAGUCUUAGUGAAUAUAAAAAACUUCCUGAGAUGAUCAGACCCCAGAGUGCCAUAUCAAGCUUGAGAAUGAAAUCCCCUAGUCCUAAGCCAGGAGGGCUGCUGGCACAGUUGUGCAGGAGGCAGACAGAUUCUUCUAUCUCUGACAUACAAGCCUGUUCUCAAGAAAGAGCCAAAAGGUCUCUUUGUUCCAGCAUAGACUCAGUCAGUGAAGGGCCUCUUCUUAGUGAAGGAAGUCUCUCUGAGGAAGAAGGACACCGGGAUGCAAGACCUCUUUUGAAGGUAGCAGAAAUCUUAAAGGAAAAAGAAUUCUGUGCUGGAGAGAGAAAUUCUUAUGAACCCAUCAAAGAGUUUCAGAAAGAAGCUGAGAAAUUCUUGCCACUUUUUGGGCACAUAGGUGGUACACAAAGCAAAGGACCAUGGGAAGAACUGGCAAAGGGAAGUCCACACAGCGUCAUUAAUAUUUUUACCAAGUCAUAUCAGUUAUAUGGAAAAGGGUUUGAAGACAGGGGGACAUUGGUAUCACGGCCUUUGAAUGCCACCACAACCCCACUCAGCAGCGUUUCGUAUGAAGAUGAUUUUGUCUCCUCUCCAGGAAGUGGGACACUGACAGAAAAGAAAUCAACUCUUGAAUCUCAAAUUGAUGGUAGCAACUUAGGCAUUCAGGAGGACCAUUCUAGCAGAAAGUUUGCCUAUGACCUUGGCUCUGUGGAUGCUACCUCACAGCAUUCCUCCGGAGCCCACUCUGCUGUAUCAACUCGCUCAUCUGCUUCUAAAGGAAAGAAAGGAAAAAAGGAAAAGAUGGACUGGUUGGAUUCAUUCACUGGAAAUGCUCAGAACACAUUUACUGAUGAGGAAAAAGUCCAAUCAGACUCAGAGCGUGGCUCCCAUCCAGGAAGGAAACUUGGGGCUAGCAACAAACUUGGAAUUAGAGACCAUGAGCAGACUCUGGAUGCUGAGAGCACAUUGGAGGAACUUUCUGGGCAUUCUGUAAGUGGCUCAUCAGACAAGGGAAGAUCUCAGAAGACUCCAACUUCUCCCCUAUCUCCAAGUUCACAGAAAUUGUUACAGUUUGACCUUCCUGGGACCUCUUUAGAGAGGUCUAAGUCCUCAGUCAUAGUACCUCCAACUACAACUGGAUUUAAGCCCACUGCAGUUUUCACUGAUGUGAAUAAAACAGAGAUGGCUUCAACACCAGGUUCUAAGCGUUUCUCUCCUGCUGGCCUUCAGCAUCGCAUGGCUGCAGAACUCAGUUACCUGAGUGCCAUUGAGGAGUCAGUUCGUCAGCUGUCUGAUGUGGAAAGAGUUAGAGGCAUUGCCCUCGCUCAGCAGGAGAGUGUAUCUCUGGCUCAGAUCAUAAAGGCACAGCAGCAACGUCAUGAAAGAGAUUUGGCUUUAUUGAAGUUAAAAGCUGAACAAGAGGCUCUGGAGUGUCAGAGACAGUUAGAAGAAACCCGAAACAAAACAGCUCAGGUCCAUGCAGAAUCAUUACAGCAGGUGGUUAAAUCACAAAGAGAAGUGACUGAAGUCCUCCAGGAAGCUACGUGUAAAAUAACAGCUCAGCAAUCAGAGACUGCACGCCUCACCACAGAUGCAGCUCGGCAGAUCUGUGAGAUGGCAGAACUAACUCGAACACACCUCGCAGAUGCCAUCACGACUUCUGGAGUUCCCCUAGCAACACUGUACAACCACCAGCGGCAGCAUUUUCCAGACUACAUGAAACAACUGAGGACCAAAGCUGAAACAGAUAGAAUAAGUCAUUCUGCUUCACUCUCCCAGAGUAAAGAAGGAACUCUGGACUCAAAGCGUCAGAAGUAUUCCCCUUCCCGGGAUAGUUAUUCUGAGUCUUCAAGAUACAGGAGUCACGAUUAUCGGAGAAGUAGUAGUGGUAGCAGCCGACAAGACAGCCCUUCAGUUCCACCUAGCAAGGAAAAUGAGAAGAAAUUUCACGGUGAAAAGAUGGAGGGUUCAAUUGAGGAACAGCUUCAGACAGCUGCUGAUGAUUCUUUACGAAGUGACAGUAUUCCAUCUCUUCCGGAUGAGAAAGACUCAACUUCUAUUGCAACAGAGUACUCCCUGAAAUUUGAUGAGUCUAUGACAGAAGAUGAAAUAGAAGAAAAGUCAUUUCGAUCCUUACUACCUUCUGAGAGUCAUCGUAGAUUUAACAUGGAAAAGAAAAGAGGCCAUCAUGAUGACUCUGAUGAGGAUGCUUCCCCAGACAAGACUGCACUGUCUUCUACCAAGGAGCUGAGCAUGCCGUUCUCAGGAGGACAGGAUAGCUUUUCUAAGUUCACUAUGGAGAUGGUGCGACAGUAUAUGAAGGAAGAGGAAGUGCGUGCAGCUCACCAGUCCUCACUUCUGCGGCUUCGAGAAAAGGCCUUAAAGGAGAAGACAAAGGCCGAGUUAGCCUGGCUAGAGCAUCAAAAAAAGCAUCUACGAGACAAAGGAGAGGAUGAUAAGAUGCCCCCACUCCGGAAGAAACAGCGUGGUUUGCUUUUAAGACUUCAGCAAGAAAAGGCAGAAAUAAAACGUCUUCAAGAAGCCAAUAAGGCAGCUCGGAAAGAAAGGCAGCUGAUUCUUAAGCAGCAGGAGGAGAUAGAACGGAUCCGUCAGACCACCAUAAAACUUCAGGAGAAGUUGAAGUCUGCCGGGGAGAAUAAAUUGGGCUCUCAUGAUGAUGACAAUGCAGAGGAGAACAAGGCAGCUAGUCCUGAUCCACCUGGCUUGGAGACCCGCAGUCCUUCCCCAGUGUCUAUCUCCAGCAGUGAGACCAGCAGCAUCAUGCAGAAACUAAAGAACAUGAGAAGCCGCAUGGAUGAAAAGUUUCUGACAAAGCGAGAACAGAAGCUAAUGCAGCGCCGACAGCAUGCGGAGGAGCUUCUGGAGUGGAAGCGGCGUCUAGACGCAGAAGAAGCAGAAAUCCAACAGAUGGAAAAACAAGCUUUGGCUGCCUGGGACAAAGAACUAGUAAAACCCAAAACUCCUAAGAAAGAACUGGAGAGCCAGCGAACAGAGCAGAAAGGAAUAGCAAGUGAAGAGGGAUCUCCGAUGCCUUCCUACUCUCCGCGGAACACUGACAGUUGUAUUCCAGAAGAACUAGGCAGCCCUUCUGAUUUAUGUAUACCUUCUGAGUCUAGGGUACAGGCACAGCCUGGGAGUCCAGAUCAAAGUAUACUUACUGAGGAAAUGGCUUUCUCACAGGAACUGGAAUCUACCUCUCCUAGUAAACAUUCGCCUCUCAAAAGUUGCUUAUCUGUGUCAAAGCAAGAGUCUAGCAAAGCAAGUCAUAGGACUGAAGGACACUGUCAUCAGCCUGUCAAGUUUCACCAGCCCUGUUACAGUUGGUCAGAUGAGUCACUGUCUAUGACACAGUCAGAAACUACAUCUGACCAGAGCGACAUUGAAGGGAGGAUCCGAGCUCUGAAGGAUGAGCUGCGCAAGAGAAAGUCAGUUGUGGAGCAGCUGAAGAAGGAGCAGAGAAAAAGACAAAAGGAAAGACUAAAAGCACAAGAAGCCAGUCUGCUCAGACAGCUGGAGACGUAUGAUGAGUUCAUUAAGAAAACUGAAGGUGAGCUCAGCCAAGAUUUGGACGUAUCCCCAACAUCCAAACUUCAGAUUAAAACUCUCUCCUCCAUCUCUGAAAAACCCAAAAUCAAGCCACAUCCACUACACAGAUCUGAUACAGCAAAAACUUGGAAAUCUGUAACAGAGUCUGAGCGUUCCAGAGGGUCCUUGGCAUCCAUUGCUGAACAUGUUGAUUCUUCAUUAUCAUGUUCUGAGAGAGCCAUAUCAGAAAAGUCAUUAUCUGCCUAUGCAAAGAGAGGGGUUGAGUUGGACAGCCGGAUAGACCAUUUGCAAGCCUCAUCUCCAGUUCUGUCAUCAAGAAAAACGCAGACAGAGUCUAGAGAUUCUCUGGAAAGCACACCCUCAUUAUCUCCUGUGAAGGAAUUAAAUGCACCUGAUCAGAUUUAUGACGUGUCAGAGGCUAAGGCUGAAGAUUCUAGUCAGAAAUCAGAAAUACAAGAAAUAGAAUCCAUGAAACUGGAGAAGAGUGAGGUUGAAGAUCCCUAUUGUAAGCAGUCAGGGGGAUCUGAAGUCCUACUGAAACUAGACCUGACCUCUGAAACCCUGUCAGAUAAAGAGCUUCCCUCAGACUCUGCAAAUGUGCAGCAAGACUUAGUUAAAACAGCCACGGAAAUGUUUCAUGAAAAAGAGAAAGUACUGAAAGAGAAUCAGUCCAAUCAAAGUACAGAUGGCAGCAGUCAAGACAUCCAGUCAGCAGGAGGCAUUCCUGAACAAGAAUGCAGAGAGAAUGGGGACUCCACGUUGUCAGGACGCCUUUCUGUUCCUAAAGAGUCAUCCUACUCUGAAGAUUUUGAAGUGUCUUCUUUCAAGAAAGGGAUUUCUGCUGAUGAGAUUAGUAAAGAUGACUCUGAGGUGUCAUCAUUGUCACUCAGGAAAGACUCUGAGUCUCACAGAGAGAAGUCACAGCUCACGAGGAGCUCUAGAAGUGGAACCACUGGGUCUGGAAGUGAUGAGGAGAUCAGUGAGUGCCUCGGUGAGAAAAGCCUCUCUGUUCACAGUGGUGUCCACUCGGAGAGGCUGCUGGAGCUCAGGUCCCCGACGGAGCUAAUGAAGAGCAAGGAGCGCAGCGACGUGGGCCAUGAGCAGGGGGGUACUGAGCCCCUCCCCCUGGCUGCAGCUUCUGCCACAGAGGAGCUACUAGAUUUCCACAUUGGGGAUAGGGUGUUGAUUGGCAAUGUUCAGCCAGGUACUCUUCGGUUCAAAGGUGAGACUGACUUUGCUAAAGGAUUUUGGGCUGGAGUAGAACUGGAUAAGCCUGAAGGAAACAACAAUGGGACAUAUGAUGGGAUUGUGUAUUUUGUGUGCAAAGACAAGCAUGGUAUUUUUGCUCCUCCUCAAAAAAUAUCUCACCUCCUAGAAAACUUUGAUGACUAUAUAGACAUAAAUGAAGAUGAAGAAUCUUACUCAGAUGAACAGUACCAACCCUAUAAUCAAGAACAGAAAGAUAUAAAAUGUCUAAAAGACAGAGAAAACAAUAUAGCUGAAUAUUUUUGUGAGAAAUCACUACCUAGUAUGCAGAAUACAGAAGCCUCAGUAGAUAAAGAUAGAAGCCUUAAUAUAGAAACAGACACUUCUGAGAUCCUAGAAGUCCAUGAUCACCAAGAGUUUUCAGUAGAUCCUCUGAUUUCUUGUAAGGAGAACCAAGUCCUUGUUUCCAGUGCCACAGAAAGUGUUCCUGCUGCUGCAGGUGCUACUACUUCAGACAGCACGUGUUCUAAAGAAUCAAAGCAACAGCAGCCUGCAGAGAAGGAAGAGAACUUUUAUUCUCAAAUUUCAGAAAAGCCUUCUACCCCUCUUCUGGAUCUUUUAACAAGAGAAAAAAACCAAUUAGAAGCUCAGCUGAAGUCAUCAAUAAGUGAAGAAAAAAAGUCAAAGCAACAACUAGAGACAGUCAGCUUACUAACAGACAGUUUGUUACAAGUCUUUGUGAAAGACACAGUCAGUCAACUACAACAAGUCAAAAGGGCUAGAAAUGAGAAAAUCCAGCUUAGCAAUCAGGAGUUUCUUGACCAGAAAAAAGUACCACCCCAAGACCCACCCCAAAAUACUGAGGACCAAUCACCCAGUGUUCCAAGUUGCUUUUUAAGGCCUGAAUUGGAAGAUGAAAAAGAAGAGAUUUCUUCUCCAGAUAUGUGUCCCAGACCUGAGAGCCCAGUGUUUGGUGCCAGUGGGCAGGAAGAGCUGGCUAAGAGACUUGCUGAACUUGAGAUCCGCAGAGAGUUCCUGAGCGCAUUGGACGAUCAAGACUGGUUUGAUGAAGAUUUUGGUUUGAGCUCUUCUCACAAGAUCCAAAAGAGUAAGGCAGAAGAAACAGUUGUACCUCUAAUGGCAGAACCUAAACGAGCACCCCAGAAGCCAUGUGAGACAUUAUUGGCAGUUCCCCAUACGGCAGAAGAAGUCGAAAGCCUUGUACAUAAUGCAGCAGAGGAGCUUUGGAAAUGGAAAGAGUUAGGUCAGGACCUUCAUGGCCUCAGUAUUCCCACCAAGUUCCUUGGCUGUGCCAGUAAAGGUCUAGACAUAGGAAGCACGAGUAGAAGAGUCUACAAGCAGGCGGUUUUUGAUUUAACAAAAGAGAUUUUUGAGGAAAUCUUUGCUGAGGAUCCCAACUUGAACCAGCCUGUCUGGAUGAAGCCAUGUAGAAUCAAUUCUAGUUAUUUCCGACGUGUGAAAAACCCAAAUAACCUUGAGGAAAUCAAGCACUUCAUAACAACUGAAGUACUCAAACUGUUCAGUCUUAAGAAGGAGCCAAACCACAAAACAGACUGGCAGAAGAUGAUGAAGUUUGGACGGAAGAAGAGAGACCGAGUAGAUCACAUCCUGGUCCAGGAACUCCACGAGGAGGAGGCGCAGUGGGUUAACUAUGAUGAGGAUGAGUUGUGUGUGAAGAUGCAGCUGGCUGAUGGGAUCUUUGAGACCUUGAUCAAAGAUACUAUUGAUGUUCUCAAUCAGAUCAGUGAAAAGCAGGGGAGAAUGCUACUUGUGUGACAUCUUGCAAAUAAAUCGAACACUGAGUGCUAACAUGAGUCCUGGGCCUUUCUGCCUCCUGAUAUACACCCCAUCUCCACCAUAACAAGAAUGCUUCUGGACCUUGAACCUGUUCUUAUGGACUGCUGGUUUGGAGUUCAUGGGACAAUAUGGUCUAUCUGGUAUUACAGCCUUUGCCUUUACAGACUGUCCACUGGAUUACAUGGUUCUUUCCUGUGGGCAGGGCUAUACUCUGAUGUUGAGACUUGGUAUCAGCUCAUUAGCACCCAUACCUACUAGGUCUCAGAUGAGGGCUGAGAACACCAGACUAACCUCUGAGCUUAGACAAGGCUUGAGUCUGUCUCCUCAUGAGACUUGAGUCUCCUCAUCAGGAAAGAGAGGUAUAUAAAUUCAUCUUUUAACUUUGAAAACAUAAUCCUGGUCUACACAAACUCAUAAGUGGACAGUCUAGUCUCUGAACAGUAUUAAACCCAUAACUACUUCUAAAAUAGGCAAACUCAAGAUUGUCUGCCUAUUUUACAUUCUGGACUUUAUUUCUUCUUGAAGACCAUUUUCUUCCAUUCUUGAAGUUGAGCAGCACCAAGUGGAUAUCAGAAACAAGUGGGAGCUUUGCUUUGGGUACCACCUAAAAACUAUAACCCAUUGCACUGUGUUUAAUUUUCCUGUCUGGGCAAAACCAAUGCCCCAGUGAAGACGAGGCUCCAGGACUGCUGCGGGCUGUUCCUCGGCCCGAGUCCCACCUCUGCUCUUUCCUCAUCUGUCCGAACCUCUACCAGCUGCUCUCAGAAUCGUAGAUACUCAGGACCAUCUCAGGCAUCCAGGCAUGGCAAAAGUGGAAAGAACUUAUUUUGGCCUUCAAACUUUGAAUUCCCAUCUCCCCCGAAGAAGUCAGAUGCUGUUACUUGAAUGAUUUAGGAAAUGAGUGUGUGCACCAAAGACAAGAAGAUACUGUCUAUAGUCUGCGUGCUUGUUUUGCUCUGUGGAAUAUUUUUAAUUUAUUUUAAGAUAAAUUAUUAAGUUGAAAAUGUGUGUCCCUAUUGAGAAGUGAAAGAUUCUCAUAAUUGUAAACCUCCGUCUCGAAGCUUCUACAGUUUAGUCUUCGCACAGGAAAGCUGCAGUUUAAUAAGUCUAUAUACACACUGAAGAAGUGAGUUCAGUUCGUCAAAAAGACAACAGGCAUUUACAGCGUCACCCGUGACAGCAGGAGCGGGAGAUGACUUGAAAGACUAGCGUCUAAUCCUGCCUUUCUUGCAGCCUUGCAUCUUACAACUCUUACCUGUAUCUGAGGAACAUCUCCAGACUCCAGCUGCUAUGUUCGAGCACAUGGUGCUCUCCUGGGCCCUUAGCACCUGCCUUCUUGACUGGUUUCUCUUCAUCAGUCCUGUCCUUCCGAAUCCCAGAGAAUGUGGAUGAUCUGAGGGGUGAGUGUAAAUGCCUUAACCUUAACAGUCCCGGCUAGAGCAGCAUGGUAAAACAUCCGCUGGGUUCACACUUACAGACACCCUGGACAUUAUGGCUUCAAAACACAUUAGAGAACCCAAAGACAGCGUACCCCUUCAGUAUGCACGUUUGUUCUUUUCUGCAUCUUCCUUCCCGACUUGCCUCUGCAUCUCAGAUGUCUCAUUCUGCACACGUCACUCCUCUUGCGUUUCAUCCUGUCAUUACACAACAUUUGCUGGAACCAUCAUUGGAUAUUUGCAUUUUGCACAGUGACUGGUGUGCUAGCUCUUGACAAUAAGAAAGCACUGAAAUGUUCCAAUUGGGUCUCCUGAAUGCUCAGGUGGGUGUCUCAUCAGCAUCUCUUUUGUGCUUUUGCUGUUGAGCUGUCGUCUUUAGCCAUAAUGAGCAGGUUGACUAAGAGAAGAAAGGUUUCUUGAGGUUCUUAACCAGUAGUGUGGAAAAUUUUCAUGAAAAUUUUCAUGUGACCAAUGAAAGCAAAGAUAGUUCUCUUCAGUUUUUGUUCUUUAGAAGACAGGAAACAUCUGUGUCUAUCCCUUGACUGUUUGUAGGAUCACAUUGUCUUUAUGAUACUGAACUUUACAGCUGCUAUAAGUUUUUUAUAAAUGAAAAUCAAAUUAUAAUAGGAAUAUAGGUUGUUUUCCAUGUCUUCAUUAUUUGGACCUGAAGUUAAUUUUUAAUAAGAAAGUGCAUCUUUUACUCUUUACAUUAUCAUGCCAGAAAAGGAAAAACAUACUGAUAUAAGUCCAUGGACUCAGCAGUCUGGACAGUGCCGGGACCGUGGCAGUGACCAUCCUAACCUCCUCCAGCUGUCUUCACUAUCGAAGAAUCCUGCAUUCCAGAUACGAGGCAGGAAUAGACCAGUCUCUUCCUUUGCUAGCAAUCAUAUCUACAGUUUGGUAGCAAAAAACUUUAGAGUUAACGGGUUUCUUCCCAUUUUAACUAUUUGGAUCUAACUGAGAUGGGUUUAUUGUUAGGGUCAGGAAUGACGGAUGUGGCUGCCCAGCUACUCACUCGUUCCUUACCGGGGUCUUUUUAAUGAAACCUCAUAACCAAGAACCUAAAUAUGCCCUCUUUCUAAUCUUUGCUCCCUCUCCCACAGCCUGUCCCCUCCUGUCUUUCUGCAUUGAUUCCUCUAAACGAUCUUUGCAUCCACAAUCCCUUUUAGUAUAGCACUGUCAGAACCUAGUAGAAAACCACCAUGUAGGCUUCAGAUUUACUUCUGAGUCCAAACAAUUUGUGCUAUCCAGGGCAGUUAACUCUGGGUUAAACUAGUACAGGGUAUCGAUUCCCUCUUCAGGUCUAAACAGGAAUUUUUAUUCUAGGGAAAAGUAGGAAGAGCUCAAAAGUAGUUAAAUAAGGAAGGUGACUUCCUUCUGUGACUACAGGUCUCUGAGAAAUUAUCUUUCAAAAGAGAUUGCAUUGCUCAUAAGAGUGUUGUGGCCUAUUGAUAAAAACAAUUUUGUUCACUUUCUUGUCUUGAAAAAAAGUGGCCUUAGCUUUUUGCAAUACUUGAAUAAAGUGUGUACUUGCAAAAGAAUUUCUGUAGCACAGCAUUAGAGACUCAUGACUUUUCUGCAAGAAAUUCAAACUUCCAUCUUCCUUUUACUACCUUAAGAAUACUAGUGACUAAAACAUUAAUUCCAAGAGCAAGUGAUAGAAACUACAAUGACGUUUAAUACAGAUUGUAGGAAUCUACAUGUUUACAAAUCAUCUGAAACUGGUUGUGCAGCAAUUCAAUAAAAUCCUUGUAUAUAAAAAUGUGAAGAAAAAUGUAAACUGGUGUAAAGGAGGUACUGUCAUUUUAAUUAACCUAUGUUUAAAAGCUUUUCCUUCUGGACUUUGCAAAGCCUUCUCGGUUACACAUUGCAAAGCAUUCUCUAGGGGGCUCAGCCUCCUUGUGUGUACUGUACUGUGCAGACAUGAAAAAUAAACCCGUUUACUGUGUGUGUGUAAAUAGCCUGAUCAUCAGGCCAUUUUCAGCCAAUAGUCACCCCGUGCAGCUCUUAGAAGUCUGCACAGAAGACUAAGGGUGUGGUUUGUAAGUACGCUCUGUAAAAUCCCAUGUAUACCUGUGUAAAUAGAUUUGUUAACUAAAAUGUACUUUAAGAUGAAAUCUGUAAAUAAAUUGAUUUAUAAAUUAA